GCUUGCGUCUUUGCGAUAAAUUUGCUUAUGUACUUUCUUUUUUAAAAAAAAUGUAAACAGUUCGUUCCUCGCUAUCUUCAGUAGAGACUUAGUUUUCUUUAAAUUCUCAUUUCGGCAGUUCAAACGUCAGUUUUUCUUUAUAUAUUGUUACUCAUAAUGAAAAUAGUUACUAAAAUUUAAAUUUUAUUUUGUUUUUUGAAAAAUUAAAAGAGAAUUAGUUACAAUUUUUUAAUAAAGAAAAAUGUUAUGCUAUGGAGUCUUGUUUUUUUGGGUUAUUCAUAUUGCACUCGGCAGUAUAAUAGUAACUGAUAGUGAAAAAUCACCAAGUGUUAUAAUUGUUGGUGCUGGAGCUGCAGGCAUAGCAGCUGCCUCAAAACUCUAUCAAAAUGGUUUUAAGGAUGUAAAAAUUUUUGAAGCAGACGGAAGAAUUGGCGGACGCAUUUAUUCUACUUUAUUUCAUAAUCAGAUGGUCGAUAUGGGUGGUCAAUGGGUCCACGGGGAGAAAGGUAAUAUUGUAUUUGAAUCAGCCUGGCCUCAUGGAUUAUUAGAAAGAGGAAAUUUUCUGGACGGACAAUUUGAACUCUUUGAUUCAUCUGGAAAGAAAAUGAAUCAAUCAGUAGCAGAUGAUUUGAAGAAAUUCUUUUUUCAAACCGUUGAUAAUUUGGAUCAGUAUGCUCAGAGAAGGAAUGGACCAAUUGGUCAACAUUUUCUUAAUGAAUUUGAAAAGUACUUUAAAGCACAUCCUUAUUUGAAGAAUGAUGCAAAUGGUCUUUUACAUUUAUUUGAUAAAAUUGACAUGGAAGAAGACGGUGGCGAUACAUGGUGGGACGUUUCAACUAGAAAUGUAAUUCAAUAUAUAAAGAGUCCAGGAGCUAAUCAACUAAAUUGGAAAAAUCGAACUUACUUUACAAUUCUUGAUAUUCUAAUGAAACGAUUUCCAAAUCCAAAGGAAGAACUUCCGAACAUGAAUAAUACAAUAUUAAAUUCAGAAGUGACAUUGAUUUACAAUAAUGAAAAAUUCGAUAGAGUAACAGUGACAACUGCUGAUGGAGGAAUUUACAGUGCCAAUCAUGUAAUUGUAACAGUGUCACUGGGAGUAUUGAAAGAGAAACACACCAAACUAUUUUAUCCUCCAUUGCCCAGUGAAAAAGUGAAAGCUAUUAAUGGAAUGGGAUUUGGAAACGAAGCUAAAAUUUUCCUCUCAUUUGAUAAACCAUGGUGGAAACAUAAAGAUCCUGGAUUUUAUUUCUACUGGAAAGAUGAAGAUAGAGCACAAAUCGAAAAAGAACCAGAGAAAAAAUGGCUUCUUGGUUUAAAUAGAUUCUCAUUUGUUGAUCAUAGACCUGGUUUACUAUAUGGAUGGUUGUCGGGAAACUAUUCUCAAGAAAUGGAAUUGAUUCCAAAGGAGAAAGUUUUUAACCAUAUAAUUGAAGCCCUUCAAAGAUUUAUGGGAAAACAUUACAAUAUAACAAAACCCACUGGCAUGAUUAGUAAAUGGAAUAGUAAAGCAAAUUUUAGAGGAGCAUACACUUAUCUUUUGACGAACGACAUUUUACCAUCAACGUUAGCUCAACCUAUUGGAAAGAGAAAACCCAGGAUUUUAUUUGCUGGCGAAGCUACACACUCACAUUUUUUCUCAACUGUUCACGGCGCUAUUGAAUCUGGAUUUCGGGAGGCUGACAGACUAAUAAAACUUUAUCCACAUCUUAAAAAUAAUAAAUUAUCAACAAAUUAGCGCGUAAAAUUAAUAGUUAAUUAAUUAAUCACAUAUAUAGCUCAUUAAUGAAUAAAAUUUAAUUUUUCAAUGAAUAAAAUCGAGACUUUGAUGUACUGCAAAAAUUAAAAAAGUAGUCAAAUAACUAAACAAUCUUUAUAAUAAAAUUCUCUUAAAUCACCUUCAGGAUAAAACUGUUUUGCCUGAUGGUGAAUAAAUAUAGCACUAGCAUUAAUUUUAAAAUUCAAUUUACUGUCUUUCUAAGGAGAGAAAUUAAUCUUAUAAGUAUAAUAAUUUACAAUUCUGUCGGAAAUUAGUUAUUGACUUUAAUAAAUACCUUGUCGAAGUCAUCUUUUGCGUGUGCACAUAUAAUGUUAAUUUAAAUAUUAAACCUGUCUCUAGUCUACAUAUUAUGUACAUUAUUUGCACAAAGUCACGCAAUCUGUACACAAAAAUUGUCUACUGAAUAUGUCAGCUGUAUGGUAAUUUAAAUUGGACCAUAUUUCUAUUUUAUUUCCCGAGUUUCUUAAAUUGAUCGUUUUUACAUCAGAUUUAAAAAAAAACUCAAGAAAAUAUUUAAUUAAAAUAUAAAUAAGAAAUUUUACAAACUUUUUUCAAACUGUAUACUUUAAACUUUGGAAGUAUACAAGGAUUUUUUAAUUGGAUGGAAAAACUCUAUUAUAUUGUGAAAAAAAUGACUAGUAUAAAUAAAUACUGAUUCUUUGACAAAUGCCCCAGCUUUCUGUAAAAGCAUGUAUUAAAACCGCAGUUACUUUUGCACAUGAAUAAUAAUAAAUUCUGUAAUCCCACAAA
This is a messenger RNA of Leptopilina heterotoma, 2527 nucleotides long. Its product is annotated as spermine oxidase-like. NCBI's taxonomy places the organism in Eukaryota, Metazoa, Arthropoda, Insecta, Hymenoptera, Figitidae. Bases 242 to 1735 code for a protein of 497 amino acids. The record is from RefSeq and is a predicted model, not a curated record. The transcript is spliced from 8 exons. Gene Ontology annotation, molecular function: polyamine oxidase activity.